AGUCUUGAAAUGAGGUUUUUUCAAAGAGUACUUUUUUUACCAGUGAAAUAGGAAGAAAAUGCUCAAAUAAAGGUCCUAAAAAUAGUAGGGUCGAGAAAAAAGCUGCAUUUGGCAUGCUGUUGACAAAUUAUCACAAAAGUGUUCCGAAUUUGUGGGUGUUCCGAAUAUGUGGGAUGGCUGUAGAGUCCAUGAAGACCGUUAGCUUCUUCUUUCCAAUAUACGAAUUUAUUCAUCAAAUAAAGAAACAAAUCUAUUUAUUCCUAUUUCAAACGUCCAAAUCCACUAUAUCUCAGUGAAAAGAGGCGAGCUGAGUGUACCGAAUAGUAUUUCUUCACAAAUAAGCUCGCUUAUCUUUCACCUCGCAGUACAAUAUCUGUGUUUGCAGAUUGAUUACCCGGGGUAGGGCAUCUAAUGCAAUCAGCUGAGGAUGCUGCUACCGUUUGUGUCAGUCAGCAGUAGUUGUCCUCUAGCAGCUUUCAGCGCACAAACCAUUCACAAAUGGCCUCUAGUGCAAUUGUUUUGCUGCUGGUUUUGCUCAUUCCAAGUGCGUUCAAUUUCAGUUUAAAAUUUGUCAACGAUCAGCUGCGAUUGUGGUUUGAUCCUCAGGAUGUAACCACCACUUUUGGAGAAGCGAUUAAUUUGACGCUUUGGAUUGAUGGAUAUUCAUACACCAAGAACUUUUCCGUCCAGUUCAGCGAUAGUGAGAACGCGUUUGUGCAAAUUGAACCUCCGAUUUGUCGGUUCUAUAAAGAUGAGUUUCACAAUAACUUAACGACAUUCCAAGCGAUAGGACGUCGUCCUGGAAGAUUCAUCGUGAAGGCAUCGGUAGAACCGGAGCGCUUCGUGGAUGACCAAAGGCUGUUUGUACGGUUGAAAGUCGCGUUGAGUCAACCGCUGAUCAUCAUCUCCUUAAUUAUCGGUUGGACGUAUACGGCUUGCUGGUCUUCCGGAUACUACCCGCAGAUUUACUUGAACUACAAGAGACAGAAUGUGGUUGGGCUUAGUUUCGAUUUCCUGCACAUCAACAUCAUCGGACAUGUCAGCUAUGCGAUCUUCAACUCCUUCAUGUACUGGAACAGUGCGAUCGAGCAAGAGUACUUCAAACGACACCCGUACGGGCUCAACCCGGUGAUCGGUAACGACGUGGGAUUCGCGGUUCACGCGUGCUUCGCCACCGGGUUCACUAUCCUGCAGUGUUACGUGUACGAAAACGGCGGCAACUCGAUCUCCAAAACCGCCAAAGCCAUCAUCAUCCUGUACUUCCACAUCAUCAUUGGGGCGGCCUGUUCGGUGUGGUUCUGGUCGUACCACUGGCUGGACUUUCUGUACGUGCUGAGUUACAUUAAGCUGUCGACGACCCUGGUCAAGUACUUCCCGCAGGCGUACAUGAACUACAAACGGCAGAGUACGGAAGGCUUUGCGAUCUUGAAUCGACUGCUGGAUAUUGCUGGGGGAUUGUUUGGAAUCCUGCAAAUGGUGAUCAAUGCGUGGAAUUUUGACGACUGGCAAUCCAUUCUGGGAGAUCCGGUCAAAUUUGGGUUGGGAGUGUUCUCAAUAUUGUUCGAUUUGGUGUUCAUAGUACAGCACUACUGUUUGUACAGGCCGUCUCACAAGUCGAAGAACAAAUCAAAUAAAGUUCAUCUUAAAGUGUCCUAUCAUCAAACACCAGCAUGAGAUUGUGAUCAUGCUUUUAUGUUUGGAACGGAAAAGACUGUUCAUGGAGCAAAUGGUGCUUUUAAACAUAAAUUGAACAAAUUCAUCUUCCAGUUUUGUCAAAUUAUUAUGUAAGAAUGCUCGAAUAUAAUAUAAAACCGAUUAUCAAUUAGAAU
Culex quinquefasciatus (southern house mosquito) is the source of this 1829-nucleotide messenger RNA. RefSeq names its product cystinosin homolog. Bases 499 to 1674 code for a protein of 391 amino acids. Gene Ontology annotation, molecular function: L-cystine transmembrane transporter activity. The record is from RefSeq and is a predicted model, not a curated record. Lineage: Eukaryota; Metazoa; Arthropoda; Insecta; Diptera; Culicidae. Gene Ontology annotation, cellular component: lysosomal membrane. Gene Ontology annotation, biological process: L-cystine transport. The transcript has 5 exons.